Molecule: messenger RNA, 1716 nt
Organism: Scleropages formosus (Asian bonytongue)
Lineage: Eukaryota; Metazoa; Chordata; Actinopteri; Osteoglossiformes; Osteoglossidae
Gene: ccn1
Product: cellular communication network factor 1
Exons: 5
Coding region: 133-1230 (365 amino acids)
Biological process (GO): positive regulation of cell migration; positive regulation of cell differentiation; signal transduction
Cellular component (GO): extracellular region
Molecular function (GO): integrin binding; heparin binding
Source: RefSeq, a predicted model, not a curated record
CGAGCAGCUCCUCUACAGUCCGCAACGGGAAGGUGGUCUUCUGUCAGAGGCACCGCGAAGCAGAGCAGAGGACUAGCAGUGCUACUCGUUUCUCCUCACCGCUGCGCAAAAGAGAAGAAAAAAAGAGCGAACAUGUCCGCUUUCAUGUUUGCCGUCGUCGUCUUUGGAAGUUUCAUCUUGGCGUCCUCCUCGUGCCCCGCCGAAUGCUCGUGUCCGCGAGACGUGCCGAAGUGCGCGCCGGGGGUGAGCCUCGUGCUGGACGGCUGCGGCUGCUGCAGGGUGUGCGCGCGGCAGCUGAACGAAGACUGCAGUAGGACGGAGCCGUGCGACCACACCAAGGGGCUCGAGUGCAACUUCGGCGCCAGCUUCGGAGCCGCCAAAGGCAUUUGUCGAGCCAAGUCGGAAGGAAGACCGUGCGAAUACAACAGCAAGAUCUACCAAAACGGCGAGAGCUUCCAGCCCAACUGCAAGCACCAGUGCACGUGCAUCGACGGGGCUGUGGGUUGCAUCCCCCUCUGCCCCCAGGAGCUGUCCCUGCCGAACCUGGGCUGUGCCAACCCGCGCCUGGUGAAGGUAGCCGGACAGUGCUGCGAAGAGUGGGUGUGUGACGAAGGCAAGGGGGUGGACAUCUUCAGCAAGGAAAGCGGCACGGAUGAGUCAGAGAAUGACCUCACCAACAGAAAUGAGCUCAUUGCCCUCGUGAAAGGGGGACUCAAGUCUCUACCUGCUUUCAGAAUCCAGCCCGAGGGUUACAUGUUCGAGACUGAAAAGUGCAUCAUCCAGACCACAGCGUGGUCUCAGUGCUCCAAGACCUGUGGCACCGGCAUUUCCACCAGGGUCACCAACAACAACAGUGAAUGCAAACUGGUGAAGGAGACGCGCAUCUGCGAGAUCAGGCCUUGCAGCCAGUUAUCGUACUCCACUUUUAAGAAGGGAAAGAAGUGUAGCAGAACCAACAAAUCCAGCAAGCCCGUAAGGUUCACAUACGCCGGCUGUUCCAGCCUGAAGAAGUACCGUCCAAAGUACUGUGGGUCCUGUGUGGACGGCCGGUGCUGCAGCCCUCUGCAGACCAGAACGGUCCGUGUCAAGUUCCGCUGCGAAGACGGUGACACCUUCAACAAGAACGUCAUGAUGAUCCAGUCAUGCAAGUGCAACUUCAACUGCCCCAACACCGAGGCCCCCUACCCCUUUUACAGACUCUUCAAUGACAUCCACAAGUUUAGGGACUGAGUUGUCCCGAGUCCCUGGGAAACAUCAUUGCUGACUGCAGAGUCUGAGAUCCAGGGACCUGCUCCAUAUUCAAAACUGAUUUCAAUCGCCUUUAUGUCCAAAUUCCUAAGGAAUAGUGGAUAUCAUGAAGGCUAUAAUACGAAGUGCACUGUUAAGCUGGAUACACUUUCAGCAUUAUUUCCUUCUAAAGACUUGCUUCGUAAUACUGGAGCAUUAUUUCGGUAGCUUCAUUAUGGAGCAGUAUGUAAUUAUGUCUGUAAAAUUGAGUUGGUAAUACUUAAGACUUGCUGUGUAUAUUGUUUUGCAAAUACAUCAAAGGACCCAACAUUGUAAUGUCUUUGUAUUUAUGCAUAUGUGUAUAAAUACACAUAACAUGUAAUCUGACUUUUUGAAGAUGCAACAUUUAAAUUGUUCGUGCUCACAUUCCUUUUUUGAUGUGGACUAAUCUGUUCAUAUUUUGUGGCAGCUAUAAAAUUACUUUUCCAU